Penicillium egyptiacum is the source of this 813-nucleotide messenger RNA. NCBI's taxonomy places the organism in Eukaryota, Fungi, Ascomycota, Eurotiomycetes, Eurotiales, Aspergillaceae. The record is from the annotation of a GenBank genome assembly.
AUGAAGUUACAGCCAAUUGAGGGCUGGCUCCUUGAACGAUAUGCGAAGCAAACUUGCGAUGACCCAUGGUCUAUUAAGCGAUAUUCAGCAUGCCGCCUACUCAAGGAAAGCGGCGUACCAUGCUACCUCUGGGCCGAAGAUGCUUUAGCAUACUAUGGAGUACCCACGGCUGUCUUUGACGUACACAUCGUCGUGGGUGAUGUCAAGAAAGCCGCAGACGCACUCGUUGAAAGAGGCUGGCACCCUCCGCCUCCUGACUUUGAAGCGCCGUACAUCGACGUUGAGGAGGCCACUUGCUAUCUUGUUGAACCGCAAUGCAAGAGCGCGGGCCCCUCAGAUUCUGUGAUCGCUCUUACCGCUGCCUCUGAUUGGGAUAUCAAGCUUCCGGACAUUGCUACACAGACAAGCCGCCAUCACCAGAGAACCGCCAGAUGGCCCUUUAUUCCAGCGUUACAUCAACUUCUGGAUUCCCUUAUCAGAAGAUGGCUGGAUACACCUGAUGCGCACUGUUUUUUUCGCAGCCACAUACGCUGCUUUUUGGGCUAUCUUUACGAAUACGUUCCGAUUUUAAAACUCAGAGAAUUUGCUGGUUACUUGAAGGUGGAGCACCGGCAAUACCAUUUGGAUGUGGUUGCGGGAGUCAGCUAUACUAGGGAGCCUUUUAGAAUCCAUUCACAGAAGGUCCGAGAUUCCAUACUCAGAGGGGAGUAUGAAUUUCGCGAGUGCUCCGUUUCGAGGGAUGACGACCAAUUUUUCACAGCUGGUGUCGAGGCACACUUGCUGGCUAUGCUCCCACCCGCAAAUCAUAAAUGA